This is a messenger RNA of Toxotes jaculatrix (banded archerfish), 2566 nucleotides long. It is a transcript of the gene got2b, whose product is annotated as glutamic-oxaloacetic transaminase 2b, mitochondrial. Lineage: Eukaryota; Metazoa; Chordata; Actinopteri; Toxotidae. Gene Ontology annotation, molecular function: L-aspartate:2-oxoglutarate transaminase activity; pyridoxal phosphate binding. Bases 85 to 1371 code for a protein of 428 amino acids. The record is from RefSeq and is a predicted model, not a curated record. The transcript has 10 exons. Gene Ontology annotation, biological process: biosynthetic process; L-aspartate catabolic process. Gene Ontology annotation, cellular component: mitochondrion.
UCUCUGAGCGUAGCGGCGUAGACGUCUCUGCCCUUCACAUCCGUCCACAUCCUACUAGGCUCGACUCCCAAGCGCAGCACAGCGAUGGCCCUUCUCAAGUCAAACAAGGUGAUCUACUGUCUCGGGAACAUUUCCCCAUCCCUGGGACUUCUGUCCACCCGCCACAGCUCAUGGUGGGGCGGAGUGCAGAUGGGUCCCCCUGAUCCCAUCCUGGGGGUGACCGAGGCCUUCAAGAGGGACACCAACCCCAAGAAGAUGAACCUGGGAGUGGGAGCCUACAGGGAUGACCAGGGCAAGCCCUUUGUGCUCAGCUGUGUCCGCAAGGCAGAGGCUAUGAUUGCAGCCAAACAGCUGGAUAAAGAGUACCUUCCCAUCGGUGGUCUGGGGGAGUUUACCAAGGCCUGUGCCCAGCUGGCCCUUGGUACCGAUAAUGAGGUCUUGAAGAGCGGCAGGAACAUCACUGUCCAAACCAUCUCAGGAACUGGAUCUCUGCGCAUCGGAGCCAACUUUUUGUCUCGUUUCCACGGAGGUCCACGUGAUGUGUACCUGCCCAAACCCUCCUGGGGGAACCACACACCCAUCUUCAGAGAUGCUGGCAUGCAGCUCAAAGCAUACCGGUACUACGACCCCUCCACCUGUGGCUUUGACUUCAAAGGAGCUCUGGAGGACAUCUCGAAAAUCCCAGAGCAGAGUGUGAUCUUGUUGCAUGCCUGUGCCCACAACCCCACCGGUGUGGACCCCAGGCCUGAGCAGUGGAAGGAGAUCGCAGACAUUGUGAAGAAGAGGAAUCUGCUCGUGUUCUUCGACAUGGCCUAUCAGGGCUUUGCCAGUGGAGACAUCGACCGUGAUGCCUGGGCUGUGCGCUACUUCAUUGAACAGGGCCACAACAUCCUGCUGUCCCAGUCCUAUGCCAAGAACAUGGGACUUUAUGGUGAACGUGUGGGAGGCUUCACUGUGGUGUGCAACGACGCAGACGAGGCAAAGAGAGUGGAGUCUCAGCUUAAGAUCCUCAUCAGACCCAUUUAUUCCAACCCACCAAUGAAUGGCGCCAGAAUUGCAACAACCAUUCUCAACACACCAGAUCUGCGCUCACUGUGGCUGGAGGAAGUCCAUGGUAUGGCUAACCGCAUCAUUAAGAUGAGAGAACAGCUGGUGGCAGGACUGAAAAAGGAGGGCUCCUCCCACAACUGGCAGCACGUCAUUGACCAGAUCGGGAUGUUCUGCUUCACAGGCCUCAAACCUGAACAGGUUGAGCGCUUGACAAAGGAGUUUUCCGUGUACAUGACUAAGGAUGGCAGAAUUUCCAUGGCAGGCGUGUCCUCUGGAAACGUGGGCUACCUGGCACAGGCGAUCCACGCCGUUACCAAGUAGAGUGGACCCUGCUGGGAGAGCUACAAAAUCAAAGCAGGAGUGUUAACGAGGAGCUUUAUGUGUCACUUAUUCUCUGUCUGCUCCAUUCCACCUUUAGAAAAGAGCUCAAUACUUAGACAUGUUCUUAAUUGGAUUUCAUUGGAGUUCAACUUUGUCCCAGUUCGAGCGGUUGCUGCAGUUUUUUCUUUUUUUAAACAUUUCACUGAACAGGCUCCCCAGCCAAAUUGUAAAAGGCAAGAUUUCUCCCUUUACUGACUGAGCUAAUGUCUUAUCUUUGCUUAUUCAUUAUGUGGAAUCAACUGCUGGCUGUGCAUCAGUGUCCUAAAUGUGCACUGUUUAUAUGCUGUGGACCCACUCACUAUAAAACAUAAAGGAACUAACACCAGGGGGAUGGUUAGGCUGUGCAUUUGGUUUACGUGCAAGGUGAGAUCUCUGUAGAAAAUGUGAUUUCUUUUCUUUCUUAAUCUUGACGGUUAAGUUGUAGCACUUUAUAAGCUGUAAGGCACUGUUUGAGUUUCAAGAUUAGGCUGUCACUCUCUUUCCAGCAUUAACAGUCAAUCAGGUAAUCAAUUCACUCUCAGGCUAAUCUGUGGUUGUUCAUCUGAACUAAUUAAUCAUCUGAUAAUUUAGUGUCCUUAUUAUCUCUGUUUGGAAUUUGCCCACCCAUCUCCCUUGCUUUCAGUACUUUUCCAGUAGGAUUUGCCCCCCCCCCCCCCCCAACAAACAAGCACACAAGCCAAAAGAGUUAAACUCAGCACAGAGAAGCAAUCAAUACAAGUUGAAUAAAUUCUACAAUGAAGAGGUUUUUUUUUCAUAUUCCACCAUAUCCCAAAACCAAAUGCCCCAUUUUUUUUCUUUUCAUAAUGCUUUGUAUUUGAUCUCAGUACAAAUGUCUCUCCGUGUGUUCAAUAAAGAGAAAUGGGGGACCUGAUUGGGGUGAACACUGGACAGUUAAUGAAAAAAAAUAUGCGCUCGUUGCUCAUUCACUCAGACAUCAUGUUUCAGUGUAUGACUCUGUUCAUCAUUAAGACUGAUGGCAUAGAUGGCAUUUAGGAAUGUGGGGUUUCACCCUCGUCUGCUCAUACUUCGGAAACUUCUGGCACAUUGCCUCCAUGUUUUGCAUUCUGUCAUGAAAUAAUGGAUCAUUGGUCAUGUACCUUAUUGAACAAACAAUAAAUUAUUAUAGAGUAAUCUA